Penicillium argentinense is the source of this 4482-nucleotide messenger RNA. It is a transcript of the gene drs1, whose product is annotated as putative ATP-dependent RNA helicase DRS1. The record is from RefSeq and is a predicted model, not a curated record. The coding region runs from base 1 to 4482 and encodes 1493 amino acids. Gene Ontology annotation, molecular function: ATP binding; RNA helicase activity; DNA binding. Gene Ontology annotation, biological process: DNA-templated transcription. The transcript is spliced from 8 exons. Lineage: Eukaryota; Fungi; Ascomycota; Eurotiomycetes; Eurotiales; Aspergillaceae.
AUGGCUCCUAAACCGACAAAGCGGAGUGCCGCUGAGGACGACGAUUUUGUCCUGACGCUGUCCGACGACGAAAAUAUUCCCCGCUUCGACGACGACGAGGAAGAAAACGACGAGAUUGACGGAAAGGAAUCGACAGUCGACAACAAGAAGCGCAAGCGUGAGGCCGAGACUCCCAAGUCCAAGAACAAGAAACAAAAGCAACAAGCCAAGAAUGUGAAGGGCAAGAAGGGUAAGGCCGAGCCUGUGCCCGAGGGGUCAGAGGAAGAGGAAGAGGACGAGGAAGAGGAUGGAAUGGGCGCAGGGGAUGACGAUGGUGCUCUGAACCCCGACUUCGAGUUUGACGUCGGUGGUGUUGCCAAUCGCGGCGUGACGGAGGGCUUUGAUGGCUGGGGUCUCGACGACUCUAGACAAAAAGGCGGGGACAAAAAGGCGGUGGAUAUCGACGACAUUAUCUCACGACGAAACGCAAAGAAGGAGGCUGCGGCUUCCAAGAAGCAAAAGAAUGCCGCGGCUCAAAAAGAGGAGAGCGACGAGGACUCCGACGAUGAGGAGGUCAGCGGUGACGUGAACGUGGAUUUUGACGACGAUGAGCUUAUGGCAGACGACGGUUUUGGCAUGGGCGUGGACCAGGAUGAAGAGGAGAGUGAGGCUGAAGGUCCUGAAGUCGGCUCUGGCGCCGAAGACAGCGAAGAUGAAGGAGAGGAGGACCAAGACUCUGACGACGACGCUGCCUCCGAUAACGACUCUGUCGCUACCCCUGUCGGCCACCCUGACGACAGAGGCAUGGACCGCGAUGACUCCGACGCCGAGAGUGAGGUGGACGAGGAAGAGCAAGAAAAACGCAAGGCUUUCUUUGCUCCCGAAGAAAAGACCGACGAAAAGAGCGCGGCGGCGGCGGCUAAGAGCACCUUCCAAGACUUCAACCUCUCUCGUCCCAUUCUACGAGGAUUGGCCUCGGUUGGAUUCACAGACCCUACACCUAUUCAGCGGAAGACCGUCCCCGUUGCCCUAUUGGGUAAAGAUAUCGUCGGUAGUGCCGUGACCGGUUCAGGAAAGACUGGUGCCUUCAUUGUCCCCAUCCUAGAACGUUUGCUCUUCCGCCCUCGCAAGACUCCUACCAGCCGUGUUGCGAUCUUGAUGCCUACUCGUGAAUUGGCUGUUCAGUGUUAUAAUGUCGCCGUCAAGCUCGCCACUUUCACCGAUAUCACCUUCUGUCAGCUGGUCGGUGGUUUCAGUCUGCGUGAGCAGGAAAACAUUCUCAAGAAGCGCCCCGACGUGAUUAUUGCUACGCCUGGUCGUUUCAUUGAUCACAUGCGCAACUCGCCCAGCUUUACUGUUGAUACCUUGGAGAUCUUGGUUCUCGAUGAAGCCGAUCGUAUGCUGGAGGAUGGAUUCGCGGACGAGUUGAACGAAAUUCUCACAACGAUCCCCAAGUCGCGACAGACCAUGCUAUUUUCCGCCACCAUGACCGACACUGUCGACAAGCUGAUCCGUGUUGGAUUGAAUCGCCCCGUCCGACUGCAGGUCGACGCCAAAAAGCAGACCGCGGUGACGCUGACCCAAGAGUUUGUUCGUCUUCGCCCCGGUCGCGAAGAUAAGCGACUGGGUUACCUUUUGCAUCUGUGCAAGGAGAUCUUCACCGGACGCGUCAUCAUUUUUUUCCGCCAAAAGAAGGAAGCGCAUCGGGUGCGCAUCAUUUUUGGACUGCUGGGAUUGAAGGCUGCUGAACUGCACGGUAGCAUGAGCCAAGAACAGCGUAUUAAAAGCGUGGAAAAUUUCCGUGAUGGCAAGGUGGCCUUCCUUCUGGCUACGGAUCUGGCCUCUCGUGGUCUGGAUAUCAAGGGUGUGGAGACAGUGAUCAACUACGAGGCCCCACAGAGCCACGAGAUCUACCUACACCGUGUCGGUCGUACCGCCCGUGCUGGUCGAUCCGGUCGUGCCUGCACGAUCGCGGCCGAGCCCGACCGCAAAGUGGUGAAGGCCGCCGUCAAGGCCGGCAAGGCGCAGGGCGCCAAGAUUGUGAGCCGGGUCGUGGAGAUUUCGAUUGCGGACGACUGGGCCCAAAAGGCCGAGGAUCUCGCUGGGGAAGUCGAGGAGGUGCUAGAGGAGGAGAAGCUCGAGAAGCAGAUGGCGCAGGCCGACAUGCAGGUCACCAAGGGCGAGAACCUGAUGAAGCAUGGGGCGGAGAUCAUGUCCCGCCCGAAGCGUACCUGGUUCGAGACAGAGCAACAGAAACGCGCUGCCAAAAAGCUGGGACGGGCGGAACUGAACGGACCGCCGGAUGUGCCCAGCAAGAAGGAUAAGAUCAAGCUGAGCAACAAGGAUAAGAAGCGCAUGGACGAUGCAAAGAUGCGCCAUGAGGGGAACAUCGGGUUAAGUGUAACGGAGCUAGUCCGUCAUGUUCACGAUGUGCCGCCAGAGGCGAGAGCUCCCACUCUAUCCUAUACCAAGCAGCUCGAGUCUCGAGUCGCCCAGCUGGAGGAUGCGCUGGCCAAGCAGCAGGCCGAUGUGGAUACGCGCAAGGUGAGCUCGCCAGCGUCGGUAGCCGAGUCCAGUUCCAGCGCCGGCCGCAAGAUCAAGACCGAAGACGAUGGCCAGGAGUUGGCCCGCGAUUUUGAUGGCCUGAACGUCGAAAACGACGGGCGCAUCUCCUUCCACGGCCCCACCAGUUUGUUCCAACUUCCCAGCGGGCUGGUGAACGAGAGCGCGUCGACGUCCCAUUUUGCACAGGAAAUCGAGGCCCGGAAGGAGCGACUGAUCAACAGUGCGUGGCGAGAACGGGCCUUCGAGCAGAUGGCUGCAAUGCCGGAGCCGUUUCAAUAUCUCCUUGAUUCCCAUUGGUGCUGGAUUCAGCCACUUUUCAACUUUGUCUACCGUCCGGCCUUUACACGAGACAUGAAAAUCCAUGGACCUUACUACUCCGAUAUCCUAAUGAACGCCAUUCUCUCUCACUCGGUACGAUGGUGCAAGGCAGAACCUCAGAUCGGUCCGCUGCUGGACUCCUUCGAAGGCGGUGCGUUGUUUUAUCAGCGUGCGGUGUCCGGGCUGCACGACUCACUCAAAGUUGGUUAUGCGGGCAUCCCAACGAUCCAAACACUGCUGCUCCUCAGCGCCCAGGAAUGUGGUCGCGGAAAUCGGACCCAAGCCUGGCUAUACAGUGGCAUGGCAUUCCGUUUACUGGACGAUCUAGGCAUCUCAAUUGACAGUCGCAAGUAUCCCGGAGCGGCACAGCUCAGCGACGAAGAUGUCGAAAUACGCAACCGACUUUUCUGGAGUUGCUAUUUCUGGGAUAAGAUCGUCUCAUUAUACUUUGGUCGGGCACCAACCAUGCAACACUCGCGCAUCGAGAUCUGGACUCCUCACGGCGUGAGCUUCCCUGACGGGGCGCACUAUCCGCCCACACAAGCCCAUUCCACUUCGUGCUUCAUGAAGAUGUGCGGACUGGCAGAGAUACUCAACCAGAUCUUGGUCCAUAUUUAUGACCCCAUGCGUCAAAAUACCGAGGCAGAAUUUUUCGACUGUGUGCAGGAGCAGUCCAGGAACCUGAGUGACUGGUGGGAUGAUCUACCGGACUACUUGAAGCUUUUAGCUACCGAACUACCGCCAUAUUGCCCUCCCAGCCACAUAAUGACCUUGAACUGCCUAUAUCACACGAUCAAUAUCCUGCUUCACCGUCCGAUACUUUGCUCUCGCAGUCUGCUCAAGACUCGCCAAGAUUCCUAUGACACAAACCACCUAGUACAGUGCAUGGCCUCGGCGACGACCAUUCUAUCAUUAUAUGAUCUGUACCGCCGGACAUUCGGCGACAACCACGUUGUUUUGUCUCUGGCGUACAGCAUCUACACGGCGGCCUCGAUCUUCCUCCUCGAAAUUCAAGCCCUGAAGUACGCCGCUCCAGGCACCCUAGACAAGCUCAAGUUUUGUGUCUUUGCCCUGGAGCGCGUCAAAAUCUCCAAUCCCGUCAUCACAACCGCUCUCGACCUUGUAUACCUAGAGGUCCAAAAACUCCAGAUCGACAUUGGUAUUAAUCGACCUGCCUCCACUGAGAAACAACACCAAUCUCAGCCCCAACAGCAACAACAACCGCCACCCCGAACACAUACGAGUCAGUCCCCAUCCGUGGAGAGUAACCCCUCUCGCCACGUCUCUCCAGGCCAGCAACAUCAGCACCAGCUUCAACAAAGCCGCGCAACCAUGGGCACUCAACCGACCACCACAGCACCGAACACAACUGCCUCAAUGAUGCCUGGAUACAAUGCUUUCCAGCAGCAACCGGUGUCCACCUUCGAUCUCUCGCAGAUGAACGAGAUGCCACAGAUGCCGGCAACACAUCUAUUAGGUGGAAUGCCCAAUGCUGUGAUGACGGUUGAUGAUCCCGGAUCAUACGAAAUCACACCGGAAGUCUUCGAGGCAUUUUCGUAUGCACAGCCCAUCACGACGAAUGUGGCUUCGUUUGAGACGAACUGGGCUGGUCAGACUUAA